AUGAGUGGCGACUCUGCAAAUUAUGAUGUCGGAUACCCGAUAUAUGGUGCUAAAUUUAUCAAUGAAGACACUUUACUGGUGGCUGGUGGUGGUGGUAAGUUCAAUUCCUCAUUUCCAAAUAAAAUCACUGCUCUGAAGGUGAACUUUCAGAAAAAGAAGCGCAUUAGAAGGUUCCGUGAGAUAACUUUAGAUUCGAUGGACGAUGCGCCAACUUCAUUGGAUUGUAACAACAAUCUGAUUCUGGUAGGUUGUAAUGAAUUAUUUAAUGAAUCUUCAGUGGAGAACGUCAAUCAUCAUCUGAGAAAGUUUAUGUUUGAACAAGAACAUUUGAAAUUUGUGGCUAGUAUUGAUUUCAACAGAACUACGGACCCAUCCGUUUUCACCAAGUUUGUUUAUAUUGAUCAAAGGGCUACAGUAGCAGCAAUUGCGUCUUCUGCAGUGCCCAGUGUGAUUAGAAUAAUUGAUCCUAGGAACUUGACCGAAAAUUACGAAAUUGAAACAGGGAAGGAAGUUAACGAUUUGCAUUUCGCUCCCAACGGUAUUUUGCUGUCGUAUAUCACUUCUAACUCCUUGGAAGUAGCGUCUGUUAGGGAUGGGAAGUUCGUGGCAAGAAAAACAGAUUUUGAUAAAAACCUUAUUCUUUCUAAAAUCAGAUUUAUUAAUGAUGAUACACUGCUUGUUGCCGCAUCAUUAUCGAAUUCCGAUGGUGUUUCUUUGUUGAAAAUAGGUGUAAGCUCGAGGGGGGUCAAAAUCUUAAAAACUGCACCCUUCAUGUUUGAUUUAAAUGUAAUAACAUCGAUGGAUGUUUCUCCAAAUGGCCAGUUUAUUGGGAUAUCGUCUAACGAUAACUCAAUUGCAAUCAUCAAUGUUGGAAAGCUAGAACUGGUGCAGUUAGUGCCAAGAGUGCAUGAAUCUAACAUAACAAGAGUCACGUUCUCUCCGAACUCUAAAUAUUUGGCCAGCACUUCUAUGGGGAACACGAUCAAUGUGCUGAAACUUUCUAUUACAUCGUCAUCAAUCUUAAGGAAGAUUUGGAACUUUUUUGUGAAUUUUGUUUUGUUAGUAGUCUUAGCGGGGGCUGUUCAAUUAGGCUACAAACAUGAUUUACAUGGCCUUCUCUACAGGCAUGCCCAUGAUAUAUACAAUUCCAAAUUCAAAGGAAACACCUUUGUGGAUCAAGGAUCAUCUUAUUGUUCUACGGUCAGCGACGACUACAGAGGUAUCACAGAAACUGCAGAUAUCGUCAGUGCCAAUGAUUUAACGAGAGAUAUCAGCACUGAGUUAUCCUUAUUUGAUACCAGCACUAUGAAAACAAUCGUGGAAGACCUAACAAGUUCUGUUUGGAUAUCACCAUCAUCUAUUUCAGAGGUCCCUUCACUGGAUUCACCUACAGAAAUCCCAUGCUCUUUUUCUUCGAAAACUUCAGAUUUUGUUACUAGCGACCUCCCAAUGUCCUCUUUAUCCUUUACAGAAAGGGCUACUAGUGAGCAGAUUUUGUCUUCAUCCACUUCUGAGCUUGCAAAACCAAUUACCUCUUCCGCAAUAUCCACCAUCGCUGAAACAAAUAUAACACCACUAAAUGCAGAGUCCAUAACUUCACCUUUGGAGCCUAUUACAGAAUAUCCCGAGUCAAUUUUAUAUUCGAGUGAGCAAGCUUCCCCACUUGUAGUGGUACAAUCAGAUAAUCAAAGAGUAACGAGUACAGAUGGUGAAUCUAAAAUGGUAAUAAGUGAAAUGACAUCGCCAUCGCCAUUAUUGACACAUUCGCUCUCACAUACGCCGUCUUCAUUGUUAUCCUUAUCAGCUAUAUCAACUGCUGCCGCUUCAUCAGCAUUAUCCACUGAUCUCGUCACUAUAAUUACUACAACACGCACAAAUCCAACCAAUGGUCCAGCUGAACUAUCUUCUAUAGACAACUUGAAAAUCGCACCCACAAGGGAAGUUUACAAGACAAAAAUAAUCACUGAAGUCAUUACAAAAAUUGAAUAUAGAAACAUGCCUGUAUCUAGUUAUGAAGCAACAACUGGGCAACAUAUCGAAGCAUUGUCUUCAUGGUCAUUGACACCCACAAACACAAUGAUUUCUCGGUCUUUAACUGAAAUCGAGCCUAUGGCAUCAGAAUUACAGAGCAUGGUUGAAACACCUGCAGAUCUUACUUCCAGGGAGUCAAUAAUUGAUCAAAUCAAGUCCAAUUUGACCUCAUAUGAAAAUUCCUCGCUAAUAUCAGCAUCCAGGGAUUCCACUACCUUUCAUCGAAAGUCAUUUUCUGAUUCAUCCAUAAUCUCUAGCCUCCAAUCAAUGGAACUUCCAACUGUAACUACUACUUCUUUUGAUUCUGUAUCAACUUCUUCAGCCUCCACUUCAAUUGUUUCGAGUACUCAUCCCAUCCCCGAGCUUGUUUCAUCGGUUAUUGAGGAGACUGUAACCAGUUCAUUCUCGGAAACAAAAAUGCAGGGGGAUGAUGCUUCUUCCAUUGAGAGCUUAGGACAUACCAGUAUUCGUGCAGAUAGUAUACAAACAUCAGGGAUUAAUUUUGCUAAUCCUCCCUCAUCAAACUCUACGAUUAUUGAAAAAAUUUCCUCACUAUCUACAACUUCUGGCAGCAGUAGUAUUAAUUCUGUUACCACACCAGCUGAUAAAGAUGCGUCCUUAUUCAUGGAAUCUGGACCAAUUCCAGUGUCUCACCCGAUACCAAAUAUAACUAUAACAACUCCAUCGUUUAUAAGCGAUUCGCGUGAAAUGACUGCUGGUUCAAUUGCCGCAACAGGAUUGGUACAAAAAGAAAUCAUGAUAGAGGUGGGAGCUCUGAAAAACAUACCUAAACCAUCCGACACACACCAGAACAUCAAUACUUUUGUCUCUCAACCAUCUGCAACGGAAACCUACACUUCUGUUUAUGAAGAAGGCAUCAGUAGCACCUCCUCAUCUAGUGAAUUGGUUUCACCAUUAAACAUAGAAACCACCACUUUGCCUAAUGCGCUGAUUCCUUCGGGAGCAACUAUAGCACCUUCAGAUAACAACUUGGAUUCAAACAUAGUCUAUGGCGGUAACCAAACAGCAGAGACGGUAAAUAACGCCAACCUUCAUGAUGAAUUAUAA
This is a messenger RNA of Saccharomyces mikatae IFO 1815, 3099 nucleotides long. RefSeq names its product GTPase-activating protein SED4 (gene SED4). Gene Ontology annotation, molecular function: guanyl-nucleotide exchange factor activity; protein binding; GTPase activator activity. Gene Ontology annotation, biological process: protein secretion. The coding region runs from base 1 to 3099 and encodes 1032 amino acids. Gene Ontology annotation, cellular component: endoplasmic reticulum membrane. Lineage: Eukaryota; Fungi; Ascomycota; Saccharomycetes; Saccharomycetales; Saccharomycetaceae. The transcript has a single exon. The record is from RefSeq and is a predicted model, not a curated record.